AUACCCUACCUCUAAUUCUAAAGUUGUCAUUUUGAGGUUACCCUGUAUCGUAUUGUAUGUACAAUGGAUGGUGCAUGAGAUGGCAAGACAAUAGAAUGAAACAAACACAACCCAAGUCGUGCAUAGCACAAACUCACCACCUCCGGCGGGUCAACAGUCAACCACCACCAAACGAAAAUAUAUGGCCAAAAACAUCUUCAAAAAAUGCAAUUCAAGAAAAACAAAAGCAAAAACUAACACUUUGUUAUUCCUAAGAAUCAAAACACAAGCCACCUUUUCAAAUUCCACCCCAUCUCCCAAACCAAACAAAACAACCAUGAAUCACAAAGCACUACAAUGCAUUAUAACAAUUCUCCUCCAUUUCCAUUUCUCCUUUUGAUUCUUCCCAUCUAAUUUUUUUUCCCUCGUCUGAAAACAUAAUAAUAUCAAAACCAAGACCGAAUGGAAAAGAAUUAUUCUUCGGAGAAAUCUGGUAGUUUUAUUACAGGACGCCAUGGCCGCAGAAAGAGCGAAAUCCCCAGUCCCAGAACGCCAGAUUUGCACUUUAUCGAAGAGAGAUGGGACGGUGGGGAUACUGCGUGGAGGGAUAUUAAUGUCGAAGAGGUUGAAAAUCACAACGUCGAUCAAGUUUCCAAAGACAUUGAUCGAUUCACCAACACCCUCUCCGCCGUCAAUGACAAAUCCAGUCCACCGGAAGUCCCUGACACGAUUGAAAUUUUCUCAAAAAUCCUCGAAUCAAGGAUCGUCAGGUACUAUUCCGCCAAUUCUCCCAAGAAGUUCGGGAAGAUGAUGGAGGACGAUUCCUUCUUUCUCGAAGCCGUGAGGCGGAUUUCGAAGCUCACCACCGCCUUCGGCGAUUUCCCCUCCACCUCCAUCACCACUUUGUCUCUCAAUCGAAUCAGCAUGGUGUUGCAACGAGCAAUGUCAUUUUUAGAGGAGGAAUUUCGGUACCUUCUAGAAAAUUCUAGAAACUACUCGGAUUCGCAUUCGAAUUCGAAUUCGAAGGUUCUAAGAGCAAAGCAAUCGUCAUUCAACUCCAACUCCAACUCCAACUCCAACUCCUCCAAGCAAGAAGACUCGGAUCGGUGUGGUGUGCCGGAUUCUGAUUCGAAUGCCGGAGAGCAGGCAUUUCCGGCGUACUCUCCGGAGGCCGUGAAUAGGAUGUCGACAAUUGCAUCGGCGAUGAUUUUGGCAGGGUACGAAACAGAGUGUUAUCAGGUUUUCAACAUUGCAAGGCGAAAUCUAUUCAACGAAGCUAUGAAAAACCUAGAUUUCGACACGAUCAGCAUCGAAGACGUGCAGAGAAUGCAAUGGGAGCUCUUAGAAGGAGAGAUCGGGACUUGGAUCAAAGUCGUGAAACAAUGCGCCACCGUGCUCUUCCCCGGCGAACGAAAGCUCUGCGAUUCCGUCUUCUCCGAUAAUCCAUCGAUCUCCGCAAUCAUCUUCAGCAACCUCGCUCGAUCGGUGGUGAUCCAACUCCUCACCUUCGCCGACGCGAUGGUAUUAACUCGGCGAUCUGCGGAGAAGCUUUUCAAAUACCUCGACAUGUACGAGGCUCUCCGCGAUCUAAUUCCGGCGAUCAACGAAUCUUGCUCAAAAGAUAGCGGCUGCGAACUAAGCUCCGAAAUCUCCGCCGCUGCCAAUCGGAUCGGCGAAGCCGCGGUGUACAUAUUCUGCGACCUCGAAAACUCGAUCAAAGGCGACGCCUCGAAAACACCAGUCCCCGGUGGCGCAGUACACCCACUGACUCGCUACGUCAUGAAUUAUCUAAAAUAUACCUGUGAGUACAAAGACACACUAGAACAGAUCUUCAAAAAGAACAAGACUCUCGUCCGAACCGUCUCGUUAGCCAAAUCUGACGGUCCAAAAGAUAAACAAAGCUCAACUAACAAUAAUCAAACGGCUGGCAACGAAUCAUCACCGUUCGCAGUACAGCUAAUGACCGUGGUCGAGCUCUUAGACGAAAAUCUGGACGCCAAGUCAAAACUCUACAAGGACCCAUCUUUACGGUACGUAUUUUUAAUGAACAACGGUCGAUACAUACUCCAAAAGAUCAAAGGGUCCAGCGAAAUCCUCGAAUUGGUGGGUGACACGUGGUAUAGGAUGAGGUCCACUGUGGUGAGGCAGUACCAUAAGAAUUACCAAAGAGAAACGUGGGGUAAAGUGCUGCACUGUCUGGGACAUGAAGGGUUGCAAGUGAAUAGUGGGAAGGUUCAAAAGCAAGUUCUUAAAGAGAGGUUUAAGAAUUUUAGUAUGUUGUUUGAUGAGAUUCAUAAGACGCAGAGCACAUGGGUUGUGAGUGAUGAUCAGCUUCAGUCUGAGCUGAGGGUGUCGGUAUCGGCGGUGGUGAUACCGGCUUACCGGUCGUUUCUCGGGAGGUUUCGGCACUACUUGGACUCGGGAAGGCCUGAGAAGUACAUAAAGUAUCAGCCUGAAGAUGUUGAGACUUUAAUUGAGGGACUGUUUGAUGGGAACUCUUCUUCGAUGGGUAGGAAGAGAACAUAGUGUUUUUAUUAUUUGGAGAUGAUGAAGAACAAAGGUGGUGCUG
Molecule: messenger RNA, 2548 nt
Organism: Camellia sinensis
Lineage: Eukaryota; Viridiplantae; Streptophyta; Magnoliopsida; Ericales; Theaceae
Product: exocyst complex component EXO70C1
Biological process (GO): exocytosis
Cellular component (GO): exocyst
Molecular function (GO): phosphatidylinositol-4,5-bisphosphate binding
Source: RefSeq, a predicted model, not a curated record